This is a messenger RNA of Vicia faba (fava bean), 1341 nucleotides long. Lineage: Eukaryota; Viridiplantae; Streptophyta; Magnoliopsida; Fabales; Fabaceae. The record is from the annotation of a GenBank genome assembly.
AUGUUAGCUUUUGAAUUGUUAAAGGAAGGAUUGUUAAAGGUUAAGUCUAAUGUUGAACCUCUAGUAGAAAAUAUACAUGUUGAUGGUAUCAAAACUGUAGCAGCAGCAGCAGCAGUGGAAAGUGGGAACGGUUUGACAGAACUUAAAUGGCAGAAGAUUGAAAGAAGUGCUGUUUGUCCCUCCCCGAGUGAGGCUACUCCCUUCAAUGAUGUUCCUACAUUAUCGAGUAAAAUCGGAGUGCCUGUCGAAGUAUCAAAGGAAAAUGAUGAUUUUAGAAACGAUGAAGAGGGAUUAACAUCUGAGCAAGGACCCACUGUGGACAGUGAAGAACAUAUUAAUUCAGGCAAUAAGCUAAUAGCAUCUGAAGGAGGUUUAGAAUCAAGCCUUGUUUCUAGUGAUAUUGGUCAACAAAAUCUGAAUUCACUUGAUCUUGGGGAUGCUUAUAAGCUAGCUGUCGGUAAUAGAGGAAGACAGUUGUCUGGCAUGCUUGCAGAACAUUGGCUCUGGAAAGAUUCAUCAAGAGUUAAUGAAGAUUUGAAGAUAUUAAUGUCACAAUUCUCUGCCACUCGUGGGACUGAUAUGUCUUUUAAUGAUAUAAGUCCUAGGUUGUCUAUAAAUAGCGAAGAAGCAAAGAGUUCUGAUGUUUCCAACUCAACUGGAAUGCAAAUACUUCAAAAAAUGAUUUCGCUUGAGCGGAAUGAGUCUGGUUUGUCUCUGGAUGGAAGCAUUGUCGGUGAAAUUGAAGGUGAAAGUCCGGUUGACAAGCUUAAAAGACAAGUUGAUCAUGACAGGAAACUUAUGAAUGCUUUGUAUAAAGAGCUGGAGGAAGAAAGAAAUGCUUCUGCAAUUGCUGCAAGUCAAGCUUUAGCCAUGAUCACUAGACUGCAGGAAGAAAAGGCAACAUUACAUAUGGAAGCCUUGCAGCACUUAAGGAUGAUGGAUGAGCAAUCAGAAUAUGAAAUGGAAGCUUUGCAAAAUGCUAACGACCUUCUUGCUGAGAAGGAGAAGGAGAUAGAAGACUUGGAAGCGAAGGUUGAGUUUUAUAGGAACAAUUUCCCUAAUGAAAUGUUGUUGGAGAACACAGUGGAGAAAAACUCUGAAAUGAAGGUGAAAGAUAUUGGAUUGGAUCAUUCACAAUGUACUUUCGUUGAAAAUAAUGAAAGUGUCCCUGAAAAAUCAGUUGCUGAAAAUCCUAAUAUCUAUGACAAAACUGACAUUCUACUCACGUCUGCGAAGGAAAAGAAUAUCCAAUCUGUAAAAAGUUCGAUAAUGGAGUUUCAAGACCAAAAGCUAUAUAUUUCCCAACGUCUUGGUCUUAUGCAGGUUUUGUUCAUGGCAUGA